GACGCAGCCAUAACGGCACGGGUAUUUUACACUAGCUGGAAUGGCCGAAAAAGGUCCUCCUGGUGUACAAUUGAUAGAAGUCAAGCCUGUCGCAGAUGACGGGAAAAAACUUCCUCCAAUCAAAAGUAAAAACGACAACGCUGUGGAAAAGAAAACCGAAACAGACCGUAUUAAAUCCAGAAUGUUUACCCUCAAGCCACUAGAAAUACCAGAGCAUGAGAGACAACUUGUGGAAAUUGACAGUUCAUUUCGGGAGGUUGAACUGACAUAUGCGCAGCAUGAUAAAGAUCUGCCAAUCGCGAAAGAGAAAAAAGUCCAAGACACUAAGGAAGAAACAGAUGAAGAUGAGAAAGUAAAACAGCCAAGAAAUGAAAUAACAAAGAAAAGGAAAAGAAUAAAAAAGAACUCAGUUUUACCGGUAGAUGUUACGUCAUUGGAUUACUUAGAAGGAAAUAAAGAUGAGCCCAAGGAUAUCGGAGAACCGGACAGCAGGCAUGGCAAGAAGAAGAAAGCGACAAAGAAGGACAAGAAAAAGAAGGUACAUAAGAAAGAAAAGAAGGAAACAGCUGCACAGGCCAUUGAAACAACAAGGGAACCAGAGCAGGGAAUAGUUGUAGCCCCACCUCAGAAUGACGAACAAGCAGACAAUAAAAAGAAAACGAGAAAGCUUCCGUGUUGUUUCGGUUUCGUUUCCACCUGGCUCGCCAAAAGGAAGCAGAAAAGACGAGACAAGAAGAAGAAAGCCAUUGCCGACAGAUACAGCCUGCCCAAACUUGUCCAAUAUGAACACAAGAAGGCAAAAGGAGGCGAAGCUUUCACCAUUGAGGUUGAUUGUAAACCGAUAAUACAGAAACCACUUCUGCCACCCAUAAAACAGACUGCCGGACCGAUACGCCGAGGAAUAGAUUUGCGUCUUCAGACAGCCGAGGCAAGAAGAGAGAAUGAAUUAGCCAAGAGACGUGAUGCUGUAAGAAAGUAUGAAAAGAAAAAGAUCGAGUGUAAAGAAAGAAAGUCAGACGCUGACUAUCACUUCCGGAAAAAGGCAGGCCUUACCAUAAGGUACAAGCAGGCCGACGCUGAAAGGAACCGCAAUAAUCUUAGCCGUUUCGCAACAACGACCAGAACUGCAUCUAUCCAAUCAUCAUCCAGCGAAUCUGUGAUCAUCGAAAGUGACCCAGACGCUUUCAAAGUCGAAUAAAAUGAUCCAGACGCCUGGAAAGUCGACGAUGUCGACUGUUUCUCCUACUGAAUUUUUAUGCCGACCGACUGCCUGCUAUAUAUGGUAAACCUAUACAAUAAGCUGGUCACGUGGACAGGGAGUAAUAUAAUUCUAGAUGAAUAAAACAAAAUAUAUGCAUAUUUGCAAUCUCUUUCGUGUUGAAAAAGCUAGUUAAUUUGUAAUUUACUUGUAGAUUUUUUUUUUGAGAUUUAAUAUCAUGUUUUUAUGUAAAUCUGACUAAGAAAAUAGCCAUGCUUUGAACAAUUAAACAAAUAUCUAAAAUAAUCAUUGAAAAUCGAAACAAAUUAACCAUUUCCGAUCUACCUGUGUUGUCAUGAUUAUCAUGGUAAGGUAUGAUUAAUCAACAAAAUAUUUGGGAAAAAAUGAAUAAAAAAUAAUAAGAAAACCCACAAAAAAACCCAUAAAAAAACAAACACUUUCAUCUACCUACAUGUUACUUAGCAAAGGUAUGAUAAAUACGAAUUAAUACCAU
Molecule: messenger RNA, 1712 nt
Organism: Mercenaria mercenaria
Lineage: Eukaryota; Metazoa; Mollusca; Bivalvia; Venerida; Veneridae
Exons: 5
Coding region: 41-1198 (385 amino acids)
Source: RefSeq, a predicted model, not a curated record